ACUACCACAGCUCAGUGCGGUCUGAACUCAGAUCCUAACGCAGCCCAGUUCUGGGUCCCCCUCUCCUCUAAGCCAGCUGGUCUGGCUUAAACACUUUUUUCCUGCUUUCUUUUUUUAAAGUCUUUUCUUGUUUGAUACAAGGGAUCGACUGAGAGAAACCCCACAGCUGGAGCUGCUGGGGAACCUUCCAGGUGAAGACGGGACGGAAAGCACAGGUGCUGACAAGUCUGAAGAGGCGCUUGCUCCAGGAGACUCACGGAUGGACUGAACCGCUGGACGGAGACCCGCAGGAAGAGGAAAGUGACGGAGAGGAUUCAGCAGAUUGAGACUGAAAAGUGAGAAACUGCGAGCGGAGCGGAAAGUCGACAGAAGAAGAAAAAAGAGCAAAAGACAAAAUCGCCGAGAUGGGGAGAAAAAAGAUUCAGAUCGCUCGGAUCAUGGACGAACGAAACAGACACGUGACGUUCACUAAGCGUAAGUUCGGCCUGAUGAAGAAGGCGUACGAGCUGAGCGUGCUGUGCGACUGCGAGAUCGCCCUCAUCAUCUUCAACAGCACCAACAAGCUGUUCCAGUACGCCAGCACCGACAUGGACAAAGUCCUGCUCAAGUACACCGAGUACAACGAGCCGCACGAGAGCCGGACCAACUCGGACAUCGUGGAUACUCUGCGUAAGAAAGGUUUAAAUGGCUGCGACAGUCCCGACAUCGAGGCUGACGACUCGGCCGGUCAGAGCCCCGAGUCCGACGACAAAUACCGAAAAAUUAACGAGGACAUCGACCUGAUGAUCAACAGACAGAGACUCUGCCAGGGUCUGCCUCCCUCUAACUACGACAUGGGGGUCUCCCUCUCCGGUGGAAACCCCGGCGGCCUGCUGUACUCUCACCCCGCCGUCGGCUGCGGCCUCACCAACCACAACCUGCUGCCCGUCUCCCACACACACCAGACCCUGCAGAGGAACAGCAUGUCCCCCCAGAGACCCUCCAGCGGGGGCAACGCAGGACUGAUGGGGUCAGAGCUGCCCGGCUCGGUGGUCUCCAGCGUCGUGAACGGCAGCUACAGCACUCCUGGCCUCCUCUCUCCCGGAGGAGUCUCCAAGAACCUGCAGGAGAAGAGUCCGCCUCACAUGAACCUGAGCCGCAAACCCGACCUGAGGACCCUGAUGCCCCCCUCCAACAAGUGCAGCAACAUGCCCGCCAUCAACCAGAGAAUAAACCACUCUCAGACGGCUCAGACUCUGUCCACUCCGGCCCUCUCCGCUCAGACUCUGCCGGGUCAGGGGAUGGGGGGGUAUCCGUCCUCGCUCUCCUCCUACGGCACAGAGUUCUCCCUGGGUGGAGACCUGUCCUCUCUGUCUGGGUUUGGAGGUUCUGGUCUGGGAUCCAUGACGAGCUGGCAGCAGAUCCAGAACCUGCAGCACUCGGCACUCGAACACAUGGGGAACUUGUGUCAGAACUCGAACCUGGACUUCACUCCUCAGCACCUCCACAUCAAGUCCGAGCCCGCCUCCCCUCCCAGAGACCGGAGCAUGAUGGGGGCGGGACUCGGAGGACUGGGAGGAGGCGUGUCCACGGCCAGUUACUCCUCCGCCGCGGGCCGGGGUCCCAACGAGCCCGGCCGCUCUCCCGGCGACAGCGCGGCGUCCAGCUGCGGGAGCUCGUACGAGGGCAGCGAGGAACGCGACGAUCAUCACCACGGCAACGACAACUACCUGCACCGGCCCAUGUCCAGUCAGGACGAGCGGCACAGCCCGUCGGUGAAGAGGAUGAGGCUAUCAGAGGGGUGGGCCACAUGAUGGGAGGGGCCUGCAGCCAGAGGGGGAGGGGCUUAGCAAAGUUACCUUAUAGUGUUAUUAUUAUUAUAAUUAUCAUAUUCUUCUGUACCGAGUGGGUGUGCUAAACGUGUAACAUGUACGUGAGAGGGGCAGACGGUCAUCAUCGUGUACUGAAGGUCGACCACACGAGGACGCCUGACAGGCGAAGGUCAGGGUUCACUAAUCAACUGCUGACGAGUGACAAAACAAAGAAUACAAAUAUUAAUCAGCAGUUUUUUUCUAACAACAGAGAAACAUUAAAAUCAAACAAAUGCUAAAAAAUACAAAAUAUGACAGCCAAUCAGAGACAAGGAUCUACCCGACGCCUACAACGGUCUUCUAACUGAAAUAUUUGUCAAAUUUUCCACAACUAAAGUUUUAAAGUAUGUGACAUCAUUCAGUAUGUCCCAGCUGCAGAGUUGAUUUAAAAACAGAAAGUCUGCAGAAAACAAACAUUUAAAUCGGAUGAUCUGACGUUUCCAGGAAGCUCAUGGUGCGCUCCUUUAACCUCUGAUCUCAGAGCUGGGAAUGACGUCACACUCGAGGUUAACCGCGUUCCAGUUGCGAGUUGGCAACAAGCAACAUGGACGCACGUCGUGAUAGUUUGUGCUCAAUAAUAUGACAACAUGUUUACAGAUAGAACGUUACUGUUGAUGCACGGAGCAGCCAUGUUGGAUUUUAACUCGGGGCUUCUGAAGGUUCUACAAGUUCCUGAGUCUGAAUUCCUGAUGACGUAUCAGACCGGCAACUCAGAAUUUCUGACUUCUGAGCUCAACUGGAACGCAGAUUUAAAGUCUUUCUAUGUGAUUUUUCACACUUAAAUAUAUAAAUCAAGUAUAUCCUCUGAAAAUAACUCUGUGAGUCAUGACUGUCUACAAUGGGUGUAACACCCGAGUCCCACUGUCUGUGAUGUUUUCAGAGUUUUCAGAGUCCUAUCUUCACUUUGUUUACAUCGCCCGGACGGCCGGCUGACUCCUCCCCUCGUGUAUAAAAGUAGUUUAAUUGAGGGACUAGAGAAAAGAAGAAUAACAUACUGUACUCACUGCUUAACUGUGUUUCUAGAUCACGCUCAUUUCAGGUAAAUUUACAUGCAGUGUGAAGAUACGAGCAGAAUAAAGAUCACUAGCAUUAGCAUGCUAACACAACAAUGCAGCGCGAGUUGUUCUGGUGCUCAACGGCGACAUCUGCUGGAUCAAAAAAUCGCAUAUAAAGCCUUUAAUGUUUGUAAAAGCUUCAAAUUAUAAAUGUAGUUUUCAUCUGAAGAGUUCAUCGGGAAGAAUGAUAAAAAAAAAAAAAGUUCCUGUUUACAUAUUUUACAGGCAAAAAAAAGUGACCACAAGUAGGAAACAGACGAAUGUCUAACAUUUAAAUGUGUGUUAUGAUUUGCAUCCGAGCGCCACCAGAGCUUCAUAGUUUGAAAAUCGUUUUCUGUAAAAGAGCACGACGCUUCUCAAAGAAAUAAAUAACUGAAUCUUAUUCCCAGGAAUUAAACCGAGCGAGCUGACGCAGCUUUCCGUCAGAAGCGUUUGAAACGUCGUGAGGGAUUUGGACUUUGUCACUCAGCAGCAGUUUUGAUGAGUCGGCGUCCUCUGAGGCGAAACGUGUUCGUACACAGCCCGGGAGUUCGUACGUGUUCUGCUUGUUGUGUGUGUGUGUGUUGAGGGGGCCGGGGGAAAUCUACGUAAAUAACCGAUAUGUUCCAUGCACACUCUGCAUGUGCACACAUGUAUGCAAACGAACACAAAGUGAAGAAGAAGUCUGGUACUCUGAACGUGAAGCUCCUGCUGAAAUCAAACGUGACGCACGAGAGCGGGCGAGGCGCUCCGUCCACGCCGUGUUGCAGGAUCAACAUUUUUUAUAACACUUUUAGCACAAUUAAACAUGAAUGUAUGGAAGGCAAAGAGGGUCAAAAAUCAGGUAGAAAGAUGAAGAGGAAGUACGGUGAGAGGAGGAAGAGGAGGAGGGAUGAAGAAGAAGAAGAUGGCGAGAGAGGAAAGAGGUUUCAGAGUGAGCGGCGCAGAAGUGAUUUUAAAAAUAAGUGUUCAGAGACAUGUACCGAAUAUUAACUAGACAAAAAAUGUAUGGAAGCAGAGAGAGGACAAAAUUCUUUCCUUUCUUUUUUAAAUUACAGAGAAAAACGUUGAGAGAAUAUUUAGCAAAUGCAGCGAGAUAACCGGCAGUGAAGAACGAUUUGAAACUACAGAAACACGUGACGCGUCUUAAACCGCAUGAUUUCUAGAUCUGCCAGAAAGAGACGGGAGCACACUGGUCGUACUACACCUCCCAGAAUGCACUGCAGCUCUCACACUAUCAAAUGUCAAAGCUAGCUAGCCAGCCAACGACAGUCGUACAAAAAAAGUAACCGUACUGUGAGGUUUUGUAUUUCAGCAAUUUAUAUUAAAAUACAAAAGUAGCUGAAUUCUAUUUACGGGCUGAUGGUCAGCCAUCUUUGCACGAGCUUCUCCAGCAUAGCCCGGACAAGAAAUAUGUCGCGUGAGCCGCCGUUUAGUUUGAAGCUAACGGCAUACUCGAAGUUCUGAAGAAUUUUGGUCUUUUUUUGCUUCCAUACAAUUAAAGAACGUGCGUUAUUUUCCUCUCAAAUGUUCAAAACUUCUGUGGUUUCAAACAAACUGAAGAGAGAGAGAGAGAGAGGGAGAGAGAGAGAGAGAGAGAGGUUGAGCAUGUACGCAUGUGCUGAAGGCUUCGCAGGAUUCGUCCAGAGUGGCGUUCGCACUCUUUAAAGCCAUAUCCAACAGGACAGAGAUGCUUUGCUGCACAGAGUUUAUAGUGUUUGUGUUUUUUUUUUAACUCCUUAUUGUAUCAAAUUGAUAUUGUCGGAUAUUGUCUGCAGCUCUAUUUAAAUAAAAU
This is a messenger RNA of Labrus mixtus (cuckoo wrasse), 4679 nucleotides long. RefSeq names its product myocyte-specific enhancer factor 2C-like. Lineage: Eukaryota; Metazoa; Chordata; Actinopteri; Labriformes; Labridae. Gene Ontology annotation, biological process: positive regulation of transcription by RNA polymerase II. Gene Ontology annotation, molecular function: protein dimerization activity; RNA polymerase II cis-regulatory region sequence-specific DNA binding; DNA-binding transcription factor activity, RNA polymerase II-specific. The transcript is spliced from 11 exons. The coding region runs from base 405 to 1793 and encodes 462 amino acids. The record is from RefSeq and is a predicted model, not a curated record.